Drosophila subobscura is the source of this 2020-nucleotide messenger RNA. Its product is annotated as inner membrane metabolite transport protein YgcS. Gene Ontology annotation, molecular function: transmembrane transporter activity. NCBI's taxonomy places the organism in Eukaryota, Metazoa, Arthropoda, Insecta, Diptera, Drosophilidae. The coding region runs from base 55 to 1749 and encodes 564 amino acids. The record is from RefSeq and is a predicted model, not a curated record. Gene Ontology annotation, biological process: transmembrane transport. The transcript has 7 exons.
CUCCCAUUCAGUAAGCAGUCAGCCGCGAGUCCAGGCACAAGCACCACACACACGAUGAGCCAACAACUGGCGGAGAAUCUACCCAAGCAGCUCCCACGCAUCGAAGCCAAGGAGCAGAGCGAGGAGGAGGAUGCUCCAGUUCCACCCACACCCGGAAUAGUCGCAGACUUUGAGACGGCCAUCGAUGCGGCAGGCUUUGGAAUGUUCAACAUUCUGCUGCUGGUGGCCGCUGUGCCCGCGGCCAUGGGCACCGUUUACGAGACUUCGACCAUGUCCUACAUCCUGCCCAGCGCCGAGUGUGACCUGAAGCUGAGCCUGCUGGACAAGGGCAUUCUGAAUGCCAUCACCUAUGCGGGCAUGAUCAGCUCGGCCGUCUUUUGGGGCUACUUUGCGGACACCAAGGGCAGGCGCAAGCUUCUCAUCUACGGCUAUGCCGUGGACACCGUCUGCGUGCUGGGCGGUGCCUUCAGCCAGAGCGUUGUCCAGCUGAUGGUCUUCAAGUAUUUCGGAGGUUUCUGCAUGAGUGGCCCCUUUGCCGUGCUUAUGACAUACCUGACGGAGCUCCAUGGCCGGCAGCAUCGUCAGCGGAUAAUGAUGAUUGUGGGCAUUAUGUUCUCCAUAGCCACACUCACGCUGCCUGGCCUGGCCAUGCUUAUACUGCCCCAAGAUUGGGAACUAAACAUUUGGAGUUUUAAGAUGACUGCCUGGCAAAUGUUUGUGGCCGUAACAGCACUGCCCAGCCUCCUCAGCUCCAUGCUGUUCCCCCUGUUUCCCGAGAGUCCCAAGUUUCUCAUGUCCCGAGGUCGCAAUCAGGAGGCACUGGCGGCCUUCCAGUUUAUGUAUGCCCUGAACACCCGCAAGCCCAAGGAUUCAUAUCCAUUCAAAGUGCUGGCCAAUGAAGUGCCCGAGCAGGUGACCAAACACAAGGCACACGCAGGGCUAAAGCUGCCCAUCGAGAGCUCGGCGGCUGCCACCGUCCCACCAGUGGAUCCCGAGCUGGCAACCAUGCCCAAGAGUGGCCUGAGUGCGGGCCUCUCCCAGCUGCGGCCACUGUUCACCAAGCCCUACCUCGGUCUCUCGCUCUGGGUCUAUCUGCUCAACUUUUGCGUACUGCUGGGCCAGAACACCAUGCGUUUGUGGCUGCCGCAGCUGUUUGCGUCCAUCAACGAGUUCGAGCACCAGGUGGGUGGCCAGUCGGGGGAGACGAGCAUCUGCAGAAUAUUGGAGUUCAGCGUAAACCGCACCCAGAGCCAGCUGGUGGCCGUCAAGGACCCCAAUGCCGAGUGCACAGUGAAUGUGACGGCGGCCACGUACACAAACAAUCUGAUUGUGGCAGCCGCCGGACUGGUGGCCUACAUGCUGGCCGGCUUCCUGGUCAACCUGGUCGGCGUCAAGCGGAUAAUGACUGUUGGACUUUUAUGUGCCGCCUGCUGCUCGAUUGGCAUGUACUGGUCCAGCUCGGCUGCCUCCACAGUGGCCAUUGCCUCGCUGUUUGUCACCAUGGGCAGCAUAUCGGCGACAUCGGUGAUCAGUGCAUCGGUGAGCCUGUUUCCCACGUCACUGCGCACAAUGAUUGUCUCGCUGGAGAUGAUGUUCGGUCGCCUCGGCUCACUGCUGGGCAACAUCUUCUUUCCGGCCCUAAUGGGUCUCGGCUGUGUGCCGCCCUUCUUCAUGAUCAGCUUCUUCAUGUUGGCUGGCUGUGUGAUGGCUGCCUUCCUGCCGCUGAAGAAUAAGGCGGCACUGAAGUGAACUCCAAUUGCCAUUUCCCCAUUUUCCACUUCCCAUUUCCCACUCCUACUUGUACAUAACAUUUAGCACUAAGUUUAGUCAUUCCUUUGCCACUUUUUAUGCUUUUUUUUUUCUCUACUUUAUUUGUUGUGUGUCUGUGUCUCCUUCUGCUUUUGCUUUAAUUAAAAGUUAAUUUAUUUAAGAAUGAAACUUUCUGGGAUUAAGCAAUUUGUAUGCAAUUUCGUCUCUCGCCUGUCAAUUACAUGAAUUCCUCUUCAUCAAUUUCCAUAAA